GUACGUGUCAGCCCUGACAACACCAGCCCGCCUGUCCCCGGUGGAUUUCCAUUACUCAUUGCCCCCCCAGGUGCCUACCUUUCAGAUAACAUCUCCCAAUGCCAGCCAUGCCAUGUCCCUCCCUCCUGCUGUCCACAACCCCUAUCCUUUGGAGGAUGACCAGCCUCUGCUGCGCCGCUACCAGGUGCCCCUACAUGAUGCCCAGUGCCAGGAGCCCUACCGGCAGCAGCGCCGCACCUACCUAAAGGACAGCAGGGGCAGCCUGCCCUCCAGCCCCUACCGGCUGGCUGAGGAAGAAGACUAUGAGACCACCCAGGAGUACCUCUCCUCUCGGGAGCAACCAAAGACAAGUGGGUCCGGUGAAACUGGUAGCCGGCGCUGGAGGAGAUCCAGACUGAACGGCCACGUGGCCCCGCGUGGAUACGAGGCAUCUCGAGACUACGGCUCUCGAAGCUGCCUAACAGAAAGCGAGUCAGAGGAGGAUGGUGAGAACACUCCCUUCCUCAGUAUGCAGAACAUGAACGCCGAGCCCUCCACCAUCUACAGGCCGGUGGACAGUCGGACUUCUCACUCAUCAGGGUGGCACAGUGGGCGUGGCAACAUGCAUACAAGACUCACACAGCCACGCUCCAAACCGGACAGUACGCCCCAUUAAAGCGUGUGAUGAACCAACAAGAACCAAUAUCGUACAGACCUGCAUCUAUAAGAAAUAUUUUAUUUUAUAUAACUGACAGAUAUUCUAAACAAAUGAAUAUUUAUUUUCAUUUUAGCAAAAGUUGUCUACUAGUUAACAGCAAAGAUUUUUUAUAGGGAAAACUCUAUUUAUAUGUACAUUUUGAUUUACAGCAUAAAAAAGAUGUGCCAGUUUUUUCACAACGUAAAAAAAAAAAAAAAAAUAGAGUAAUAUUGUGGUGCCUUUUGCUGUUUGCCGAACCCAGAGGGGCCAGUGGAGGUUUUUGUAGCCUUUCUUAUAUGGACGCCUCAUUUUUUAUACACAUUUAUGUUUUUUGUUCUGUCAGAUUUUUUUUCCUCUUGUCUCACUUUCUUUCCAAAAAAAAAGGCAUUCUUUAAGAAGUCUGUCCCCACUGCAGCAUAAAUCCCUUUCCAUGUCACGCAAUAUAAACCACUUCAACAUAAAGUGUCUGUUUACAUUAAUAUAAUUCGUCCAGUAGGGGUGGUGUUUGGGAUGUAACAGAACUCCUCAUAAAUAUAACGUAGAAUAUUUCUACCCUCUGACUGAUGCGUCCUCUUGAGAGAUGAGGAAAGAAGAGAGUUGUGUUUGAGUUGAGUAUGGGUACAGAUUGUUAUGUGUGGAUGUGCGUGUGUGUGCAAAACUUCUCUGGAAACAGGGGAGCUACCCCACAGCACUCUCUCUCCUCUUGUGUAGGUGGACAGGUAAGGCUGGGUUCUGCCACGCAGGUCAUUGCCUAAUGAUGUGUUUACAACUAUGUGGCCCCAGGCUCACCCCUAUUCUGUCCUAUUAUAAUUUCCUUGUGGCUUUUUUCUUCACGUUAGCCUUGUACAAGGCUAUCAAGCACUUAGCUGUUGGGCACAGAUGGGGGAUACCUAUAUUGGAGACCAAAACAAAAGAUAUCAUCUGUUUCCACUCAAAGCCACUUCUCCUCUCACAUCUCAUUAUCAUUCUGUUUCCAUUCUGUUUUUCGUGGCUCAUGUUAAAGGUCACACAGUGUCUCAGGAUUUCCACAUAUCCCCCCUUCACCCUGCACCCACUUCCACCUCUCGUCAUCCCACUUUCUUGAAUAAGGUCUACCUUAUAGACGACGGUUCUUGGAAGGUGAGGACCUGGAGGUAACCACACAGUCUACCGGUUCCCUGAACACUCCCCCGCAAAGAAAAGGAAAGCCAGGUGGAGCUCUUUUGGAGGAGCGUAAAGACAAUGUAGAGAAAUAGCUGUGAAAACUACGGAGGAUCAUACGAUGCAAAAAUAUGCAAACUUUAUAUUUUGCUGUUUGAUUACAUCAUUUUCUAAGAGGUGACUGUAGUUUGCUGUGUGUGCAAAAAAAACUCUGUAAUGCCUGUAGUGUAGAAUGAGACAAAUGGGUACCUAUCUGAGUUUUUCUUUUUAAAGCCAUUAUGCAGAGAUCUACCCUUUUGUGAAGUCCUUCACUUGCCCAUAGGAUGUCUGUGUGUGGGACACAGGUUUGUUUUGACCACUUCACCUUUACAAAAAUUCUUCCAAAUACCAUCUUCUACAUUAGUACUAUGUACUACUAAAUCUAUUAGACUUAUUAUCUCCCUAAUUAAGUCCGUAAGAUGACUAUUUAUUGAGCAACAUCAUCCUCAUUUAAAGUAGAGAUGCGCCAAGAAACUGAGACACUCUAACUUUGUCUGGUCGCUAGGUAGUCAGAACUUCAGUAAUCAUUUCUUUUUUCCAUCGUUCAAUGAUCCAUUCAUCAGCGAUAUCAGGCUGAUUAACAGCAACAAGUUUUGGUUUGCAUCGCUGUUCAAGAAGCAAACUGACUCAUAAAAUUAAGUAAGCAAUAACGCACAAACCUGAGCUUUAAAAGAAAUCCGACCCAUUUCUAAGAACCAAAGGAUGUCUUAGGUGGAUUAAAGUGGAGUCAAAAUAAAGCUUAAAUUUCAUGGAUUUCUUUCAUGAAAAUGGUAAUCAUGUCCAUAAUGCAUGACAUCUUUUCAGUUUUAUUUUAUUUUCAGGAUUUACCUCUGGCUAAAAUGCAGUCAUCUGUCUCAGCCCUGUUCAGGGUAACCCAGACGAUGUGUAUUUUUAUGGCAUAAUGAACAAUUGUCCAGUUACGUUGGCACACAUAGCAUUGGUAUAUCUACACAUGGCUGAUUACAACCCUCACUACCUGGUGCAUUCGCCCAGGACAAAGAUGUGAUAAAUAACUCUUAAAAUCCUAUCUUGAAAUGUUUUCUGAAAGGUGGUAGAGUUAAAAAAUGUUAAUCAUCAGUUAGAAGAUAUGAAAAGCAAGGAGCCAAUAGAUGUGAAAAUAUAAUAUUAAACAGCUCCCUACUUCCUUUUUUUUUUACAUAAAGGUGCAGCCAGCUACAGGACUUCAGUUUGCACAGGGUACUUUGAGGUAUUUUGCGUUGCCAAAAUAGGGAUUUUAUUACAUUUAGCUCACAUACACAGUCCUCUGUUAAUGAACCUAAAGAUAAAUCUUUCUGAUUUCCCAGUGUUACUUCCUAUGGAGACUCAGACAUGUAGGCUCAUAUUGAUCUUGCUCUUGUCAGAGAGCAAAACGUCAUUCAUUAGCUCACCUCUGACCCAGUGUAGGAGUAUUUGCACCCAAUUGCAUCUAAACAUAAUGUCUGGAAUGUUGUUCAUUUUAAUCUUCCAAGUAGAUCUAUAAAGAGCAACGCCUUUGAUGGCAGCAAGGCCCCGGACACCAUGUCCCGCCGGACAGGCUGUAUCAAAACUAAAAUGUCACCCUAACACAAUAUUAACCCAGUUUUAAGAAAAGUAUAUAAAUAAAUACAAUCUGUUUUCUAUGGCUCAUUUAGUUUUUUACCAUUUUCAGUAGACUUUAAAAUUGUUUCCUCUUUAAUUAUUCGA
This is a messenger RNA of Cyprinodon variegatus (sheepshead minnow), 3538 nucleotides long. RefSeq names its product pro-neuregulin-2, membrane-bound isoform-like. Gene Ontology annotation, biological process: animal organ development; intracellular signal transduction; nervous system development. Gene Ontology annotation, molecular function: signaling receptor binding. NCBI's taxonomy places the organism in Eukaryota, Metazoa, Chordata, Actinopteri, Cyprinodontiformes, Cyprinodontidae. The record is from RefSeq and is a predicted model, not a curated record. The transcript has a single exon. The annotation marks the transcript as partial.